This is a messenger RNA of Chelonus insularis, 4456 nucleotides long. RefSeq names its product metal transporter uex (gene uex). The record is from RefSeq and is a predicted model, not a curated record. Gene Ontology annotation, molecular function: transmembrane transporter activity. The transcript has 13 exons. Gene Ontology annotation, biological process: transport; intracellular manganese ion homeostasis; magnesium ion homeostasis. The coding region runs from base 13 to 3015 and encodes 1000 amino acids. Lineage: Eukaryota; Metazoa; Arthropoda; Insecta; Hymenoptera; Braconidae. Gene Ontology annotation, cellular component: plasma membrane; cytoplasm.
UACACUAGUGCGAUGAAGAGCGUGGGGUUGGUCCCGCUUUUCAUAGAAGAACCUGACACACACGCCAUUCGUUGCAUGAUGGCGCAACAUGUUGGUCAAACGUGUAGAUUGCCGGCUUUUUUAUUUAUUAUUUUUGUGUUUAUUCAAUUGUCUCAAAUAAGUGCAUUCACAAUACAUGAUACAGUAACUGAUUUAUCGCCAAGUGUGACCUCUGUGAGAUUAAUCAACCGCGAAAAUUUGAAUAUUCCAUCUAAUAUUCCCCUCCAUUCGCAACAUGAACUUCUAGUGGAAGUGAUUGGUUUUUCUUUACGAAAUGUCGAUAUUCGUUGGACGACAGACAAAAAUAAUUGUGAUAAUAAAAAAAAUUAUUUAACCAAAGUUCGAACUGAUAAUAAUGAAAAUAAAGCCAUUUAUAGAUUCUCAAAAAAUUGUUGUCUUGAGGAUACUACAGUCUAUUUUUGUCUACCAACCAUUGACGGAUCUUACGUCCGAUGGACCAAUCUUGGUGAUACAUAUGCGGUAAAAAUAAAAAAAAGUCGAAAUAAACGAGACAUUAAUGACUUCGGCAUUGAACUAAAAAAUCCAAAUCAUCAAGAAGAAUUAAGAAUUGAAGGAUUACGAGUCGAAUAUGCUGAUAAAGAGCCAAGUUAUUCAGAUGAUGGGGUACCAGAAAUUUUGAUUGACAGCAGAGCAAUAAUACGAGUAUUUGGUACUGGAAUCACUAAUGAUACGCUAAUCAGCUUCACAGAUGUUCCUCAAAAACGUGGCACCGUUUGUGAUAAAAUUAAAUCCAAUGAAUUUGAAGUUUAUAAUGUCGAAAGAUACACAGCGACAAUCAAUGUUACCCUCCCAUUGGGUUCACCCUUUUAUAUUUGUGUGAAACAACCGAAAUACUCUGAACUAAAUGAUGAAAAGGCGUUGUUCGUACAUCAAGGCACAGAGAGUUACAAAGCGAUUCGUACUUAUAAAAAAUUCUUGCCUCUAUGGCUCCAAAUAAUAAUUAUACUAGUAUGUCUGGGAUUUUCUGCACUAUUUUCUGGAUUAAAUUUAGGACUCAUGGCUAUGGAUCGGACAGAAUUAAAAAUCCUCUGCAAUACUGGUACAGAAAAAGAAAAAAAAUAUGCAAGGACAAUUCAACCAGUUCGAAAUCAUGGAAAUUAUUUAUUAUGCUCAAUAUUAUUUUCAAAUGUGCUGGUUAAUUCAAUUUUUACAAUUCUUCUGGAUGAUUUAACAUCCGGUUUAGUAGCUGUCAUUUGUUCUACAUUAGCUAUCGUUAUCUUUGGUGAAAUAUCGCCUCAAGCAUUUUGUAGUCGACAUGGUCUGUGUGUUGGCGCAAAAACUAUUUAUAUAACGAAAUUAACAAUGGGAAUAACAUUUCCACUUAGUUAUCCAAUCAGUAAAUUCUUAGACCUGAUGCUGGGCGAGGAAAUUGGAAAUGUUUACAAUCGCGAACGAUUGAAGGAGCUUGUUAAGGUAACAACUGGCUACAACGACUUGGAAAAAGAUGAGGUCAAUAUAAUCGCAGGUGCCUUAGAAUUGCGGAAGAAAACAGUUGCUGAUGUAAUGACACGUAUUGAAGAUGUCUACAUGUUGGAUUACAAUGCAAUCCUUGACUUCGAGACUGUGUCGGAGAUCAUGAAAUCAGGCUUUUCAAGAAUACCAGUCUACGAAGGAACAAGAAAUAAUAUUGUUACAAUGCUUUACAUAAAAGACUUAGCAUUUGUUGAUCCUGAUGAUAAUACUCCUUUAAAAACACUUUGUCAAUUUUAUCAAAACCCUUGUAACUUUGUCUUUGAAGAUGUUACAUUGGAUGUCAUGUUUAAGCAGUUUAAAGAAGGUCACAAAGGGCACAUGGCGUUUGUUCAAAGAGUCAAUAAUGAAGGCGAAGGUGAUCCAUUUUAUGAAGUCAUUGGGUUGAUUACACUAGAAGACGUUAUUGAAGAACUGAUUCAAGCAGAAAUAAUGGAUGAAACGGAUGUUUUCACGGACAAUAGAAGCAAACGCAAAAGAUUAAAUAAUCGGCCAAAAAUGCCAGAUUUUACGGUGUUUGCUGAAAAAAAAGAAAACCAACGAAUUCACAUAUCACCACAAUUAACAUUAGCAGUUUUUCAAUAUUUAUCUACAACUGUUCCCCCAUUCAAACCUGAUACAAUAUCCGAAACAAUUCUACGUCGUCUAUUAAAACAGGAUAUAAUAUAUCAUAUCAAAGUAAAAUCACGAGACAAAGCACGAAAUGACCCUGCAGCAAUAAUCUAUCAACAAGGGAAACCAGUUGACUAUUUCGUUUUAAUAAUAGAGGGAAGAGUAGAGGUAACAGUAGGAAAGGAAAAUUUAACAUUUGAAAGUGGACCCUUUACAUACUUUGGAUGUCAAGCAUUGAUUACAAACAUUGGCGUAGCUGAAUCCCCUACCACAAAUGCAAAUCCUCAAACAUUGGGAAGCAUCCAAUCGAUAAAUUUGGACGCGAUGCUUCGUCAUACAUUUGUUCCUGAUUAUUCAGUACGAGCAGUUAGUGAAGUAUUUUAUUUAAAAGUUAAAAGAUCUCUGUACCUUGCUGCUAAGCGCGCCACACUUUUGGAGCGUAGCCAGAAGGAUCCAUCACCAAGCAAUGAUCAGUUUGAUGACGAAGUUGAAAAGCUCCUUCAUUCAUUAGACGAAGACGAUCGAAGUACCCCACCAUCACCAAUUCUUAGUAGAAAAGAUGACGAAUUAAAAUCACCCGAAAAUCAAUCGCCGAUAAAAAGUGCUACAGCACCUACAUCGCCCGUUCCAGUAAGUGCUAGCCCCAUUACGAAUGCUAAAUUUUUAACGUCAAAGAAUGAACCAAAUGGACAAUUAAAAAAUUUACCUAAGUUAGAAAAUAUUCCAAGUCCAUUGGAAGGUCAAGGGAAAUUAGAUUUAGAUGCAGAAAUAGCAUCACGACAGUCUGAAGCAGCUCGGCUUUUAUCUGGAAAAAAAAGUAAUAUUGAUGAAGAAGAACGAACAAAUUUGUUACCUAAACAAGAUCGUUCUUAACAGUUACAAAAUGGCUGGGCAGGAUUAAGCCUCCCGGCUGUACAAGUGACAACGAAUAAAUGUAGCGAAAAUCAAAGUGAGAAGAAUCUACAAGGUGAUGCAGAUAAUAAAGAAAAAGAAGUAAUGAAAAUGAAACAAGUGCCAGCAUGACACUUUCUGUUACAAGUAGGAGUUUAGGUACUUAAUAAAUGAAUUAGUCGCAUGACAAAAAAGAAUUGUGAGAAGAAAUACGAUGAUAAAAUAACAAAAAUACUUAAGUAUUAGAUCAACUAACUGAUAAUAAACUACAUAAUUACUUGAUUAACUUUAUUAAUUAAAUGUGGUUGAGAAGAAUUAACUCAAUCUUAUUCAAUUUUUUGAAUUUUACUGCCGAGUUAUUUGAUUUUUUCAUUUCCGCUCAGGGAAUAUUUGCCAAAAUUUAUAAAUGCUCCAUAAUUAAUUAAUUUAUCAUCGUUAUAAUGCACAUAAAAAUUUUUAUAUAGACUUAAAAAAAGAAUUAUUACUUAAUAUUUUAUCAAUAGUGCAUUCGACUAGAACUAUUUAUGAAACAAGAGUGAAAUAUUCCUCUACGUAAAGGCUUUUUUUUUGGUUAAAGCACUUUUUUAAUUUAUAAAUAAUUUUAGUAACCAAUCUAUUCAUACAAUUUUUAAUUAAAUUAGAUGUUUAUUAGAAUUUUUGGAAUAUUUUUAAAAAUAUAAUCAGAAAAUUUACGACAAUUUAUCGAUUUCUAAAUCAACAAAUAAUUAAUAAUAAACGAAAUAGAAAACUUUUUACUAAAUAAAAAUUUUAUCAUCGAUUAUUAAUGAUCAUCCUUCAUUACUUGUAAAUAUCAUUCCAGCAUUUUUGGAGAUUGCAAGUAAUUUCAGCAAAUCGUUAAACAAUAAAUUAGUCAUUUGAAUAAAAACGAAUAAAUGAUAAUAACAAAUGAAAAAAUAUGAAAAUUAGUAUUUCAUACGUUGUUUUUUUUCUUUGUAUAUUAAUAGAUAUUUAAGCUAAUGUUUGUUCUGAUGUAGAUGAAAAAGAGUUGAUUAAAAUAGAAAGUCUUUUUUAUAUAGCCAUGAAAUGUACCAUUUUGAGUGAUAGAAUACGCCUUUUUCUUAAUAUACCUCCAAGUGAUACUUUAUUUUUUAUACUGAAUUUCACUAUUAUAUCCGAAUAGUAGUUUACUAAUGAAUUUUGAAGAAUGAGUGUGAAUGAAGUAAACUUAAUUGUUGAGAAAUUCAUUAUAAAACUUUACGAAUUCACAAGAAAUAAGAAUCAUAAUGAUGGUAGAUGAACCAGUAGAAUAUUAAAUUAUUUAAGAUUCAGAGACAUAAACAAUCAGUUUACAGCGAAAUUCAUUCUGGUCAUAUUUAUUUAAAUUCAAGAAAAAUUUUAUCCAUGAUUCAUAAAGAUUGUUUUAUUUUUAUAGUUAGAUACUACCAAAUAAAUUAUGUAUUGA